Miscanthus lutarioriparius is the source of this 3819-nucleotide messenger RNA. The record is from the annotation of a GenBank genome assembly. NCBI's taxonomy places the organism in Eukaryota, Viridiplantae, Streptophyta, Magnoliopsida, Poales, Poaceae.
AUGCAGCUUGCCGGCAGCAGCGCAGGUGUCCUUGCCGGUCAGCCAGCGCUGCCAGCCGCAGGCUUGCGAAAUCAGACGUUUGGGAGCCGGCCCUGCGCCGAGCAAAUAGGCCCGGAGGUUCAGAUCUUCAGUUCUUCGCUGGGCGCCAUGGGAUCCCUUCUUGCGAAGCUCCGUUCCCUGCUGGUCUCUGCAGAGGAUCAGCUGCCAGAGCCGUUGAAGUCACAGAAGGACAAGCUCGAGCUCCUCAGACAAGAUCUCGAAGCAAUAAACACCUUCCUCGUGAAUCUGUCAUGGGUGGAAACUCCCAACAUGAUGGUGAAGCACUGGAUGAACGAGGUGCGUGAUCUGUCCUACGAUAUCGAGGAUUACAUUGACAAGACGAUGCACCCCGGCCACAUUUCUAGGGAAGAGCCUCGUUCUGAUUCUGAGGUGGAGGAAUUAAGCACUCUCGUGAAGCAGGCCAAGGACGCCCACGAACGGCACAACAGGUACGAUCUUGGGCGUUGGGCAUCGAAUCCUAGAUCUGUGGUCGAUGGGCAAGGUCGGGUUCCAAGGCUCAACGGCGACCCCGGUCAGAUCCGCGCGAGCGGUCCCGCCACCCCGCAGCCGGCGCCGGCGGUGGCGUCAGCGUCAGGGAAGGCGGCGUCGUUGCCCACGCCGUUCAUCGCCAAGACGUACCAGCUGGUGGACGACCCGGCGGUGGACGACGUUAUCUCGUGGAACGACGAUGGGUCCGCCUUCAUCGUUUGGCGCCCGGCGGAGUUCGCGCGCGACCUCCUACCCAAGUACUUCAAGCACAACAACUUCUCCAGCUUCCUGCUCCAGCUCAACACCUACGGAUUCAGGAAGAUUGUUCCGGACAGGUGGGAGUUCGCGAACGAUCUCUUCCGGCGAGGGGAGAAGCGGCUGCUCUGUCACAUACACCGCCGGAAGCCGGACGCGGCGUCAACGGGCCCGGUAACCGUGGCCGCCGCCACCGCUGCGGCAGCCAAGCCGAUGGAUCUGCCCGUGGAUCCGCUGUUGUACGUCGGGGAGGGGGAGGCCAAGGACCUUGUUGGUAUCGAUGAUUCCAAGGUCGAACUUAUCAAGCGGCUCAACAUUGACGCCGAACAGAGGCUAGUAGUAUCCAUACAAGGACCUCCAGGUGUUGGUAAGACUACACUUGCCAAACAAGUGUACCGUGAAGUGGAAGGACAGUUCGAGUGUCGAGCUUUUGUUCGAGCCUCAAAGAUGCCUGAUACAAGGAGGCUUCUCGGUAACAUCAUCUCCCAAAUCCAGGGCCGCCAUCAAAGACCCCCUCAUGGUCUCCCCGUGCAAGAGCUCCUUGACAUCCUAAGAACACAUCUCCAACAAAAGAGGUAUUUCAUUGUAAUAGAUGGUUUGUGGGAAACAACAUCAUGGGAUAUUGUUAUCAGCGCAUUUCCAGAGGACACUCAUUGUAGCAGAAUAUUAAUAACUACAGAUAUUGAGGAAGUAGCUCUGGAGUGCUGUGAUUAUGAGUCUGAUGCUAUUUUUAAGAUGGAGCCACUUGGUGGAAAUUACUCCACAGAAUUGUUCUUCAAUAGAGUGUUUGGAUUUAAACACGAGUGCUCUAAACAAUUGAAGGAAAACUCUGAAGAAAUUAUAAGAACAUGUGGUGGUCUGCCACUCGCCACCAUUAGCAUAGCUAGCAUUUUAGCAAUCCAACCAGAUAACUUAGAGCUGUGGCAACAUGUCAAAGAAGUAUUAUUUUCCAGAUUGAGAUAUAAUCCUCCUUCUGAAGUCAUGCUGAAAGAAAUAGUAGGUCUGAGCUACAAUAGUCUUCCCCACCAUUUGAAGACAUGCCUACUAUACCUUAGUAUGUAUCCUGAGGGUUAUACAUUCUUGAGGGCUGACUUGGUGAAACAAUGGAGUGCUGAAGGUUUUAUAAUUGCAGUAGAAGAGAAAAAUUGUGAUGAAGUUGCUGAGUGUUAUUUUGAUGAGCUUAUCUGCAGGGGACUGAUACAGCCCAAUCAUACCAAUAUCUCAGAUGAGGUGAUUUUAUAUACACUGUGCUCCACUGUAUUCGAAGUUAUUAGGAGCAUGUCCAUAGAAGAGAACUUCAGUACUAUGAUAGACUACUCCAAUACCAUCUCAGAGCUCUCGUUAAAGGUUCGACGACUAUCUCUCAGAUUCAGUAGUGCCAAAUAUGCAAUGAGACCAGAAAGCAUUACACUAUCCCCUGUUCGGUCACUUAUCUUUUAUGGACUUGUUGAGUGCCUCCCUUCGAUUAUGGAGUUCGAGGUACUUCGAGUUCUUAUUCUUGAAGUUUGGGGUGACAAGGAAGAGUUAUUAGACCUCAGUGGCAUUGGCAGAUUGUUUCAGCUGAGGUACAUGAAGAUUACAUCUAAUAUCAUUGUGAAACUACCAGCCAGAAUGAUUGGACUGCCAUAUUUGCAAACAAUGGAAAUUGAUGCUAGAGUAACUUCUGUUCCAUCAGAUAUUAUUCAUCUCCCGAGAUUGUUGCACCUCUGUGUACAUGGUAAGAUAAAUCUGUCCAAGGGUAUAGGCCACAUGAGAUGUCUACGCACACUUCAGUCUUUUGACCUCAGCAGUAACUCUGAACAUAAUAUAUGGCAACUUGGCCAGAUGACGGACCUGCAUGAUCUUCAUGUCACCAGUCCUACAGAAAUUUCUGACAUUCUGGAUCUGAAGAAAAAGUUGACAGCUCUUGCUAUUUCCCUUGAGAAACUUGGCAAUCUAAAAUCCAUAAUUAUUGCUCCUGCUUCUUCAUGUGCAAGAAUUUUUUUGGAUUGCUCAUUGAGCAUAUCUUCUCUGUCCGUCUUCCUUCAGAGACUAGAGCUGUUGCCGCCCAUUUGCAUCUUUUCAAGACUCCCGGUUUGGAUUGGACAGCUCCGGAAGCUGCGCAUUUUGAAAAUUGUUCUUAGGGAAUUGAUGACUGGUGAUAUUGACAGCAUCGCCAAAUUGCAGGAACUCACCAUUCUCUCUCUGUACAUCAGGCAACCAAUCGCAGAAAUGAUUGUCUUCCAUCGUGGAUCAUUUCCUGUUCUGAAGUGUUUCAGAUUCAGAUGUGACAUUAUGCGCAUUGCUUUUCAGCCAGAUGCAAUGCCUAGUCUUCAAAGGCUGAAGCUUGAAUUCAAUGCCCACAGUGGAGAUCAGAACGGUAACAUGCUUGCCGGCAUUGAACAUUUGUUAAACCUCCAGGAGAUCACUGGAAGGAUCGGGGCAACACCCGGUUUAGAGGAAUCCGACAGAACAGCUGUGGAGUCUGUGUUCAAAGAUGCCGUGAGCAAGCAUCCAAGACUUACAAACUUCAACCUACGAAUUGUGGGUUUGUUUGACGAAGAGAUUUCCCGAUUUGAUGAUACUCCAACGAGCUGUUCUGGUUCAGAAAUUAUCCUUAGGAACCAUGGGUUGGAACUACCCUUAAAGAAGGGCCUCUGGACCAUCGAGGAGGACGAACGGCUCCUCGCCUACAUUCAGGCCCAUGGCAUGGGGUCCUGGCGCGCGAUCCCCAAAUUGGCGGGGCUGCGGCGCAGCGGGAAGAGCUGUCGGCUGCGGUGGUCACGGAUUGCUAAGCGGCUGCCGGGGCGGACGGACAAAGACAUCAAGCAGCACUGGAUGACGCACAUCAAGAAGCACUGGAAGACGCACAAGCUACUGGCCCAUGGCAUCGAUCCGCAGACUCCGGUUGCGGGACCUGCCGCAUCUAGCAGCCGGGGCCCGGACAUCAACCUGUCCAUAAGCCAGACGUCGCCACUGCCGACGACGCAAGAAGCAGAAGUGACCUUGCCGAAUGCAUCCAAUGAAGAAACUGCACCCGAAGAAAGUACGAGCUAG